CAGCCUUGCUCAGGAGAUCGCGCUUGCGAAGCUUCCCAACUGUCGGCACGCAGCGAGGACUGCUUCCCACGCAAAUCGUUCCUACCAGUGUCCAUUCCUGCCCUGCUGUCAGGCAUCAUGAUAGUUGUAACUUGAGAGCCACGAAUCGACAACAAGGCACGAGUUCCUAGGCUGUGCGACACCAUUCAUCUCGACAGAGCCGCCAUGGCGACUUCCAGCAGCAAGCGACAAUCGGUUCUCCCCCGAGCACCAGCUGGCCCGAAAGCACCCGUCAACUUCUCCUCGUCGCUCAUCAUAGCCGACUCUGCUGUUCUCCUCGGGCACCAUACGAUCAACAUCAGCUCAGAGUCCGUUGUCCAUCCUCGUGCCAAGCUCGACUCGUCGAACGGCAGGAUAACAAUUGGGCGGCGUUGCAUUAUACACGAGCGAAGUCUGCUAGGCGCUCCGUCCAAUGACAAAACACCGAUCGAUUCUCGAGACGGAGUAGUCCUUAGUGAUUACAUCACCGUGGACGUUGGCGCAGUGAUUGAGUCGGGUGGCACAAAUAUCGGAGAGUCCUCGACGAUUGGCGUUGGGUGCCGAGUGGGAAGAGGCGCGAAGCUUGGUAAGCAUUGUACACUCACGCCUAGGAGCAUCGUACUGCCUGGUGAACGUAUUCCGGACUUUACAGUCGUCUAUUCAAAUGGCACUAGGCGCACCGACAACCGUCGGGUGGCCGACCUGAAGCACAAGACGCAGGCGCGCCAGAUUGAUGUGUUGAGAAGGCUGAUUCCUAGUAAUCCCGCGAAGUUUCAAUGAUACCCAAAUGCUCUGUCGCCAACAAUGUGCUUCUCUUCUUGGAUGGCGUGCUGUACUGGCCGCGAAACAGCGUUGCUGAGCAAAAUGCGGGCAACAAUAAAAAAAUGUAACUCACCAAAAUGCUGCAAGUACAAGCUUUCUUUGCAAAGCAAUGGCGCAAACAGUGGGGCGGGCAUUGUGCUUGUUCACGAAGCGAGAUAGGAUCACCCGCAUCGUGCGAUUGUGCAACCAAAAUUACCGUCUGACCUGGACGUUCACCAC
Microdochium trichocladiopsis is the source of this 1059-nucleotide messenger RNA. RefSeq names its product transferase hexapeptide domain-containing protein. Gene Ontology annotation, cellular component: dynactin complex. The coding region runs from base 205 to 798 and encodes 197 amino acids. Gene Ontology annotation, biological process: mitotic spindle organization. The transcript has 2 exons. Gene Ontology annotation, molecular function: dynein complex binding. NCBI's taxonomy places the organism in Eukaryota, Fungi, Ascomycota, Sordariomycetes, Xylariales, Microdochiaceae. The record is from RefSeq and is a predicted model, not a curated record.